AUGAACUCUUUCGUUAACGACAUCUUCGAACGCAUAGCCGCAGAGGCCUCGCGCUUGGCUCAUUACAACAAGCGUUCGACUAUUACUUCACGGGAAGUGCAGACCUCCGUGAGACUGCUGUUGCCCGGACUUAAGCCUAAAAAGGCUCCGGGCGCGGAUGGCAUCUCCAACCAAGCCCUAAAAAACUUUCCUGAGCAGGUGCUAACCCUUUUAUCUAUUAUCUUCAAUGCCUGCUUCAACCUUAGUUACUUUCCCACUACGUGGAAAGAGGCAACUUGUAACGUAACAAUGGCACGUACUAAGCAGACCGCUCGGAAAUCCACCGGUGGUAAAGCGCCGCGUAAACAACUGGCCACCAAAGCAGCCCGUAAGAGCGCACCAGCAACCGGCGGUGUUAAGAAACCACAUCGCUACAGGCCCGGUACCGUCGCUCUCCGUGAGAUUCGUCGCUACCAGAAGAGCACCGAGCUCCUCAUCCGCAAAUUGCCGUUCCAACGUUUGGUGCGUGAAAUCGCUCAGGAUUUCAAGACCGACCUCCGCUUCCAGAGCUCCGCCGUGAUGGCCCUUCAAGAGGCUAGCGAAGCUUACCUAGUCGGGUUGUUCGAAGAUACCAACUUAUGCGCGAUUCAUGCAAAACGCGUAACCAUUAUGCCGAAAGACAUACAGUUGGCGCGCAGAAUUCGCGGGGAACGAGCUUAA
Molecule: messenger RNA, 699 nt
Organism: Parnassius mnemosyne (clouded apollo)
Lineage: Eukaryota; Metazoa; Arthropoda; Insecta; Lepidoptera; Papilionidae
Source: the annotation of a GenBank genome assembly